Molecule: messenger RNA, 981 nt
Organism: Cryptosporidium ubiquitum
Lineage: Eukaryota; Apicomplexa; Conoidasida; Eucoccidiorida; Cryptosporidiidae
Exons: 1
Coding region: 1-981 (326 amino acids)
Source: RefSeq, a predicted model, not a curated record
AUGAAAUCAAUUUUCCAACUGAUUUUCCUAAUCUCAUUCUAUAUUUUUGGAAUUUUAAAUGCUUUACAGAUUCAUGAUUCUGCAGAUGUUGCUUCAGUGGAUGGUUCCGUUUUAGGAAACGAAGUUUUUGAUUUGGGUUCUAAAACUGAAACUAGUUUUGAGACUGAUUCUCAAGAAGGUUCAAAAUCUGUUGAUACUCAAAGAGAAAAGUCAAGUACAACAAAAACUACUAGAGACACUUAUACAACCGAAAACUAUAAACCAGAUACCUACACAAAGACUGGGGAAUCCUACGAUGAAUCUGACGCUUUUGAAACCGAGUCGACACGUACUCAAGAUUUAGGUACUUACCAAACCAAUGAUGAAAACACCUCUUCUAAUAUCGGAGAAACCAAGACUACUACAGUUAAGGGUUCUUAUCAGACACUCGGAACUAAAAGCACUGUUAAAACAAACAAAGGAUCAAGGGAAACCCAAAAAUUUAUGAAAAUGAAUCAGACUAGCCCUAGUACUACUUCUCAGGAGACUUCUGACGAUUUUGGGACUGAAGAUUAUACCAAUGAGGACAGUACAUAUAGUGUAUCAGAAAAUGAGAGUACAAGUCAAUCUCAGUCGACUUCUGCCACACCAACUGAAACUGAGACUGGAACUGAAACUGAAACUAAACACAUUGGUUUUGAUGGGGAUGGAUUUUUAAAGGCUGUAUCUAAGUUGGUCAACAUUAGAAAAAGAAUUGGCACAGGAAAUACUUCGGUUACUACAACUAAAGAUUAUCAAAAGGGUGCUACUGGGGAUUAUUCUGAAUCGACAAGUAAACCAAAUAAUCAAGAUAAAGAUGAUGAUGAUGAUGAUGAUCAAGAUUCAUUCUUCAAGAAGUAUGGAAUUCCAGAGUAUGUUGUUUGGAUCAUUAUUUACACAGUACCAAUUGUGAUCAUACUCUUAUUCUGCCUCACUUCUUACUGUUGCUGUUGCAGGAGAUAA